AUGCCUGGGCGAGAUGACAUUAGAAUGAAAUAUCCACCAAAUUGGACAACGAGGGACUUGGAUUUAACAAAAGGCCAUAAUGUUAGGUUUGGUCAAAUGGAGCAAUUACUUAGAGCAAGAGAGUCUUUGCAAUUGAAAAAUUUGUUGCAAGAUCAUCGGCAUCUUCGAAAUUCCGGACCACCAUCCCACCAAUCUAGUGCUAGCAUUAUCUCUGAGUAG
This is a messenger RNA of Dovyalis caffra, 219 nucleotides long. The record is from the annotation of a GenBank genome assembly. NCBI's taxonomy places the organism in Eukaryota, Viridiplantae, Streptophyta, Magnoliopsida, Malpighiales, Salicaceae.